Messenger RNA from Acaulospora morrowiae, 141 nucleotides. Lineage: Eukaryota; Fungi; Glomeromycota; Glomeromycetes; Diversisporales; Acaulosporaceae. The record is from the annotation of a GenBank genome assembly.
AGACAACCAUACAGAAUGACAAAUCCACAGCAACAGAUUCCUUUUGCCUCAUCUAAGAUGUCUCCACCACCACUCUCUCCAAUAAAUCAUUCGAAUGUAAUUCCUUCCAUGAUAGUAAGUGAGAAUUCGCCUACCGAUGAA